AUGAGUAAAAGUUUAGGAAACUUCCUUACACUGGAGGAGUCAAUUAAACUCUUCUCCGCUGAUGCGACGCGAGACUCCCUCGAUGAUGGGAACUUCCAAAGAGAGACAGCAAAUAGCGGUGUAACGCGUCUCUUCUUGCUCAAAAACCUCGCCUCAGACUUUGCUGAAAAUAAACUCGAUCUUAGAGAAGGCCCGUUGAAUGCGGCGGACGAGUUGUUUAAGAAUGAAAUGGGGCUUUGCGUUAUGUCUGCUGCUGCUGCUUACGAGUCUCUCCAGUUUAGAGAAGCAUUAAAAUUUAGUUUGUAUGAACUUGCAAUUAAGAGAGACCUGUACAGACAGCUGGUGGAGAAGGACAAGAUGCACAAAGACCUCCUUAACACCUGGCUAGAGGUUCAGGCUAUAAUUCUCUCGCCGAUUGCUCCGCACAUCUGCGAAUAUAUCUGGAGCUUCAUUUUAAAGAAAAAGGGUUUGGUGAUUGAUGCAGAGUGGCCCCAACUGCCUUACGAUCCAGUCUUACACCGGAAGUUCCAAAUUUUGUUCUCCAGCGUUGAAGACUUCCGGCGUGCGAAGGAAAAGACAAUGCAAGCAGCAGCAGGCGGCAGGAAGAAGGGCAAGCAGCAGCAGCAGCAGCAGCAGCAGCAGCUGCCGAAGCUGACGCAUGCAGUUGUAUAUAUCGCCAAAGAGUAUAACAAGCUGCAGCAGAUGGUGCUGCAGCUGCUGCAGCACAUCCCACUGCAGCAGAAUGCUCAGGGCCAAGUUGAAGCCCCUCCUGAUUUUAUUAAUUAUUUAAAAAAUGCUGAAGAGCUGCAGGACUUAACACCAAAUGAAAAGAAAGAAGCAAUGGCAUUUGCUUCCUAUCAAAUGCGGGACGAGCUGAAGGUUUGCGGCGCCGCUGCUCUGAAUUUGCAGCUGCCUUUUAGCGAAGAAGAUUUGCUGAAGACCCAUCAAUCGUUUUUAAUGAGUGCAUUGGAUGUUCAGUCGAUUGAAUUCCGAAGCAGCGAGGACCCCAGCCCCUUAGACACCACAAACUGCCGUCUUCUUGCGAAGCCAGCGAGACCUUCUGUUUUCUUUUGUUCUGCUUAG
Molecule: messenger RNA, 1083 nt
Organism: Eimeria acervulina
Lineage: Eukaryota; Apicomplexa; Conoidasida; Eucoccidiorida; Eimeriidae
Product: Leucyl tRNA synthase , related
Exons: 8
Coding region: 1-1083 (360 amino acids)
Biological process (GO): leucyl-tRNA aminoacylation
Molecular function (GO): leucine-tRNA ligase activity; ATP binding
Source: RefSeq, a predicted model, not a curated record